AGAAAGAGGCAAGGGGCAGCGGAGGAGAGAUGUGAGGAGGGAGCCGCGGAGGAGGGAGGCCGGGAGUGUGAAGGGGUACGAAGCGAGGAAAGAGUGCGCUGGGAAGACAGUGCAGCCCCUGGAGGGAUGGGCCCCCCGGCGGCGCUGGUCCUGCUGGUGCUGCCCGUGCUGCCUGUGCUGCGGGCCCUGGAGCUGGGGGCUGGGGCCGGGGCUGGAGUUCGGGGCAAGGAGGCGGGGGUCGGCCCGGGCCGGGGCCGCGGGGAAGACAAGUUCUCGGCACUGCAGAGCGUGGAGCGGGCGCUGGGUCCGGAGCGGGAGCUGCUGCGGCUGCUGGAAGGCUACGUGCGGGGUGAGGAGGCCCGUCUGCGGGACCUGCGCAGAUUCUACAACAAGGUCCUCUCUUUGCACAAGGGGUCAGCUGCCCCUGUGGGUAACCCUCUGCUGGCCUACACCCUUAUUAAGCGGCUACAGUCCGAUUGGAGGAAUGUUGUCUACAGCCUGGAAGCCAGUGAGAACAUACGAGCCUUGAAGGACGGCUAUGUGAAAGUGGAGCAGGACCUCCCAGCCUUUGAGGACCUGGAAGGGGCAGCCCGGGCCCUGAUGCGUCUACAGGAUGUGUACAUGCUGAGUGUGAAAGGACUAGCACGUGGGGCUUUUCAGAGAGUCACCGGCUCUGGUGUCACUGACUUGUACAGGCCCAGCCAGGCUUUUCCCCUCUCAGCAGAUGACUGCUUCCAUGUGGGUAAGGUGGCCUAUGACAUGGGAGAUUACUACCAUGCCAUCACAUGGCUGGAAGUGGCUGUCAGCCUUUUCCAAGGCUCCUAUGGGGAGUGGAAUACAGAGGAUGAGGGGAGCCUAGAAGAUGCUCUGGACUACUUGGCUUUUGCUUAUUUCCAGGCAGGAAAUGUUUCUUACGCCCUCAGUCUCUCCAGAGAGUUCCUUCGCUACAAUCCAAAUAACAAGAGGAUGGCCAGGAACAUCCUGAAAUAUGAAAGGCUGUUGGCAGAGAAAUCCAAUAUGACAGGACCUGAGGUGACCAUCAAGAGACCUAAUGUCCCCCACCUACAGACUAGGGACACCUACGAGGGACUGUGCCAGACCUUGGGUUCCCAGCCCACCCACUACCAGAUCCCAAGCCUCUACUGUGCCUACGAGACCAACGCCAGCCCCUAUCUGCUGCUCCAGCCUGUGCGGAAGGAGGUCCUCCACCUGGAGCCCUACAUUGUCCUCUACCACGACUUUGUCAGUGACUCUGAGGCCCAGAAGAUUAGGGGGUUUGCAGCACCCUGGCUGCAGCGGUCGGUGGUGGCCUCCGGGGAGAAGCAGCAACAGGUGGAAUAUCGCAUCAGCAAGAGUGCCUGGCUGAAGGACACUGUGGACCCGAUGUUGGUAUCCCUAGACCGCCGCAUUGCAGCCCUCACGGGCCUCAAUGUACAGCCCCCCUAUGCUGAGCACCUCCAGGUGGUGAACUAUGGAAUUGGAGGACACUAUGAGCCUCACUUUGACCAUGCAACGUCACCAAGUAGCCCUCUGUACCGAAUGAACUCUGGGAACCGGGUUGCAACCUUCAUGAUCUAUCUGAGCUCGGUGGAAGCUGGAGGAUCUACAGCCUUCAUCUAUGCCAACUUCAGUGUCCCAGUUGUGAAGAAUGCAGCCCUGUUUUGGUGGAACCUUCACAGGAGUGGUGAGGGUGAUGGAGACACAUUACAUGCUGGCUGCCCUGUCCUGGUUGGAGACAAAUGGGUGGCCAACAAAUGGAUCCAUGAGUAUGGGCAGGAAUUCCGCAGACCAUGCAGUUCAAAGCCUGAAGACUAGUCUGAGUGCAGAGGCCUCCUCCUGGGAGCUAGAAGACAAGAUCUGACCCAGGGACUUUGCAGUGUGUGUGGUAGAGGGUGGGGGAGUCAUCCAGCGGAGUCCCAUUGGAAGAGUGAAGGUCAGCAAUGGCUUCUGGCAGAUGGGAUGAGAAGCAAAGACCACAAUGAUCUCCAACUCCCUUUACCUUAGAAUUUAUACUUGGAGCUCCACUUUGGGGCUGAGACAGAGGAGCACGGUGAGAACAAAAGGGAGAAUGGGAGAGGAAAGCCAUUGUUGGGUUCAGUGCCCAUUGCUGGGAACAGUAGACCCUGAGGCUUGGUCCAGGGUAGAGCUCUGUAGGCUGAGACUAAGCUUGAUUUAGUAUGAGCUGAGUGACGGCUCAAAACCUGAUUUGGGUAAGGGGGCUAGGGUGAGGAGAGAAGAGGAGGCUUCGGUGCUAAGUCAGGGGAAAUGUCUUUUUAGAUCUCUUGGUAGAGAUAUGGGAAACUGAACUGCUCUUGCCAGUCCCGUUCAUGCACAGCUGUGACGAUGGCCACCUUCAGGGGGAGUUGGCAGUGGUUCGCAUGGCUCCCCCAGCCCUGGUCCUGCGCAGAUGCUGCCUGAAGCCAGAGGCCUAGAGCAAAGGCAGCAUCACCCUUUUGUGGGUAUCUUGGGAGGGAACUCAGAAUCACAUCUUGCCUGAACCGGAAUUCACACGACAACAUCCCUGACUAGUGCUCCUCCAGUCUCUUCUGGAAGACCUUCAAUAAUGGGGAAAACUAACUACCUCAUGAGGCAGCACACUCACUUUGAGACAGCUCGAACCAUUUUUCCCUCUUUGGAGCUAAAAUUCAUCUCUGCCACCCACUGCUCCUAGAAUAUCAGUGAGGCCCAGCAGAACUUGCCUAAUCCCUAUUACACGUGAUAGCUUUUCCAAAUACUUGGAGAUGCCCUGUCUCCCUUAUCUUCUCUUUUCCAGGCAAAACAUCCCCAGUUCUUUCCAAUGGUCCUUACAUGGCGUGGCUUUGAGCAUACUCACCAUUCUGGUUGCCUUCCUCUGGACCUACUCAAGUGAUCUGAGGUCCUUCCUGAAAUGUGGUCCUUCCUGAAAUGUGGUCCCAGAAGGUCCCAGGCACAAUACCUCAGAAGGGAACUGACAGGUAGACAGUUCAGUGGGACUAUCAGCUCCUUCCCUCUUGGGCCUCUGUCUCUAUGAAUGUGGGCCAAGAUCACAUUAGCUUUGGGGCUAUCACUCUUUUUUUUUUUUUAUAUUGAGCUUGCAGUCUCCUAAAAGAUCACAGCAGAGAGACUGAGAAACAUCAGCAAGCCCAGGAGACACUUGGCUUGUACCACACCUAGACCUCAGGGCAUCAACUCUGUCACUUCCACAUUAUCACUAGACCACAACAGAUCCUAAAUCCAAACAAGGUCCAAGACAGAAAAAAGCUGAUACUUUUCCAAGGCCAGGAGAUGGGGCUGAUUUUCAGCCUGCUGACUUGGAUUAGUAAUCUCAGGGGCUCAGCCCUCUGAGCAGAGGUGCCCUUCCAGGAGGGAAACUCACCGACAACUCUUCCUUCUCUUCUCUCCCCUGCUAUUCCCUGGGCCAUUGGCCUAGAAUAAAUAAUGAACAUUUUACUAAUAUUUUGAACAUAAACAGUGCCUUUCUUCCACGGACCAAAAGCAUUUCAGUCAGCUGGCAGGCACAUAUUGAGUCCUCACUGGAUGCAGAGCCCCACAGAGAAUCCACAAGAUGACACAUUCCCUGCUUUUGAGGAAUUCCAAGUUUCUCUGGAGAGAUAGCACAUACAUAGACUUAGAUCUUAAUGCUGGAAGGACCCUUAGGAUAAAGGAACACUGAAUAUCAGAAUUGGAAGGGACCUUAUGCCAUAGAAUACAAUGUCGGAGUUGGACUAGACCUUAAAAAAUAUUAGACCAGAAAAUGUCAGAGCUGGAUCAAUCCUUAAAUCACAGAAUGUUGGAGCUAGAAGCAACUUUGGAACAUAGA
Messenger RNA from Vombatus ursinus (common wombat), 3799 nucleotides. RefSeq names its product prolyl 4-hydroxylase subunit alpha 3 (gene P4HA3). Lineage: Eukaryota; Metazoa; Chordata; Mammalia; Diprotodontia; Vombatidae. Gene Ontology annotation, biological process: peptidyl-proline hydroxylation to 4-hydroxy-L-proline. Gene Ontology annotation, cellular component: endoplasmic reticulum. Bases 127 to 1815 code for a protein of 562 amino acids. The transcript has 13 exons. The record is from RefSeq and is a predicted model, not a curated record. Gene Ontology annotation, molecular function: iron ion binding; procollagen-proline 4-dioxygenase activity; protein binding.